This is a messenger RNA of Musca vetustissima, 1503 nucleotides long. Its product is annotated as cytochrome P450 6A1-like. The coding region runs from base 1 to 1503 and encodes 500 amino acids. The transcript has 2 exons. The record is from RefSeq and is a predicted model, not a curated record. NCBI's taxonomy places the organism in Eukaryota, Metazoa, Arthropoda, Insecta, Diptera, Muscidae. Gene Ontology annotation, molecular function: monooxygenase activity; oxidoreductase activity, acting on paired donors, with incorporation or reduction of molecular oxygen; iron ion binding.
AUGGAACUAGUAACGCUGCUCUUUUAUCUGCUCACGGCGAUUAUUUCGUUGUUGGUCUCAUAUUUUCGUCGUAAUCUAAACUAUUGGAAAAAUCGUGGUAUUCCUCAUGACCCACCCCAUUUACUACUGGGAAAUACGCAAGAAUAUCGUAAUACCCGAUCUUUGGGUGAAAUUUUAAUGGAUUAUUAUAAGAAAUAUAAGGGCACGGGUCCCUUUGCCGGCAUGUACAUGGGUCAGCGUCCCGUUGCAGUGCUCUUGGAUAUACCCACCAUUAAAAAUGUAAUGAUUAAGGAUUUUAAUAAUUUCACGGAUCGUGGCAUGUACUACAACGAGAAGGAUGAUCCAUUGACGGGUCAUCUAUUCUUCAUCGAUGGACAGAAGUGGCGCAACAUGAGAAAUAAAGUUUCCCCAGCCUUCACGUCGGGUAAAAUGAAGUUUAUGUAUCCCACAGUGACCCAAGUGGUGGCGGAUUUUAUGGAAGUUUUAGGCGAACAGGUUCAGCGCCGAAAGGAGGUGGAAGUUCGUGAUCUUCUCGGACGUCUUGGUAUGGAGAUAAUAGGUCGUGUGGCCUUCGGUAUUGAGUGCAACAGUUUGAAAAAUGACGAAGAUGAUUUUAUUCGCCUGGGUCGGAAAUCUAUUGAGCAGCAACGUCAUAAUAUGGCCAUAAUGGCAUUCAUUGAUAGUUUCCCCAAAUUGGCCAAAAAGCUGGGAAUGCGUAUCCUGCCCGAAGAUGUCCAUCAGUUCUUUAUGAAAACCAUCAGAGAUACUGUGGAAUAUCGUGAGAAACAUAAAAUCCAGCGAAAUGAUUUUGUGAAUAUUUUAAUCGAUUUGAAGAACAACAAGGAGGAUAAAUCGGGACUGGGGGGCUUGACAUUUGAGGAAAUGGCUGCUGAGAUUUUUGUUUUCUUUUUGGCUGGUUUUGAAACCUCCUCAUCGACAGUGACAUUUGCCCUCUUCGAAUUGGCCCAAAACCAAGAAAUACAGGAGAGGCUAAGGCAGGAGGUCACCGAGACUUUGGAGAAGUACAAGGAAUUUACCUAUGAAAGUUUGGGAGAAAUGUCCUACCUCAAUCAGGUGUUGUGUGAAUCUCUACGCAAAUAUCCAAUUGUACCAUUUUUGACACGUCGAGCUUUGAACGACUAUGUUAUACCCCAGCAUCCGAAAUAUAAGAUUGAAGCUGGUACCAUGGCCAUUAUACCCGUUUUGGGUAUACACAUGGAUCCGGAACUGUAUCCCAAUCCUGAAUGUUUUGAUCCUGAACGUUUUGCCCCGGAAAUGAUAAAGAAUCGUGAAUCAGUAGAAUGGUUGGGUUUCGGUGAUGGACCCCGUAACUGUAUUGGUCUACGAUUUGGUAAACUGCAAUCGCGUCUAUCAUUGGCCAACAUGGUUAGCCGUUAUCGUUUUACCCUCAGUUCAAAGACAAAGAUUCCAUUGCAGUUUAAUCCCACGCCACCAAUAAUGAGUCCUGUCGAACCGAUUUUUUUGAAUUUUGAGGAGAUUUGA